AUGACAGUCAGUUACCAGUACGACGUGGCUUCUUCCGCCUCUGGUGGCUUCAUCCGAUUGCUGUUCCGAUGGAGGGGCAGCGUAUGGAAGGUGGUGUACCGGGAGAUGCUCCUCUUCACGGUCUGCUACAUCCUGCUCACCAUCCUCUACCAAUUCGUUCUCACAGAUUCGCAACAAAGGAUAUUUGAAAAAAUAGUGUAUUUCUGUGCCACUUUCAUGGAUCUCAUCCCGCUGUCUUUCAUGCUCGGAUUCUACGUGUCUUUCAUCGCGGCGAGGUGGUGGAGUCAAUUCAUCGCCAUACCCUGGCCCGAUAAGUUGAUGAACAUCGUCGCCAUGUAUAUACCCGGCUUGGACGAGUCCAGCAGAGUGGUGAGGAGGACGCUGAUGAGGUACCUCAACCUCUCGUUGCUCCUGGUGUUGAGGUCCAUCAGCAUGGCGGUCAAGAGGAGGUUCCCCACCAAGGAGCAUCUCAUAGAAGCAGGUUUCAUGACGAAGACGGAGCUGGAGAUGUUCCAAAGCGUGCCUUCCACCGAGUUCAACACUUUUUGGAUCCCGUGCACUUGGUUCAUCAAUGUUCUCAGGGAAGCGAGGCAAGAGUGCAGAAUCACGGAUUCGAAUGGCCUCAAGCUCAUCAUGGAGGAACUUAAUGAGUUUCGAUCAAAAUGUGGUCUGCUUUGGGGCUACGAUUGGAUAAGCAUUCCUUUAGUUUAUACUCAGGUUGUAACCAUGGCUACCUACGCCUUUUUUGUAGCUUGUAUGUUUGGAAGACAAAAUAUUACAACUGGCAGCGAAAACGGUUCCAUGAGCAUGCACCGUUACGAUUACUACGUGCCUAUUUUUACGAUCUUGCAGCUAAUGUUCUAUAUGGGUUUAUUGAAAGUAGCAGAACAACUGAUUAACCCUUUUGGCGAUGACGAUGAAGAUUUUGAGCUGAACUGGAUCAUCGACAGACACAUGAAAGUAUCCUAUUUAGGUGUGGAUACUUUAAAUGGGAUGCCGCCUCCUCUUGUAAAGGACACCUACUACAAUGAACUGGAUGUGAAGAUUCCGUACACCGAAGCAUCCAAGGGCUACAAGAAGAAAACAUACAGAGGAUCGGUAGCGUAUAUGCAAGUUCCUAUGGAACAGCAAGGCAUGGUUCUGCCCGACAUGUCCGAGGAGGAGGAUGACGGCGAGACGGCCAGCGAGGUGAUGGGGCCCAGACGCCCUUCCCUCUACUCCCUGUUCCUCUCCAAGGGUAAAGACGUCAGCCCUGCCAGUAGUUUCACCAACCUAGACAACCGGUCCAUCGCAUCCGUCGACUCCGAGUGCAAGGGCUCCUUGCCGAACCUCUCCACAGUGGGCAACAAAAAUGCAUCAGGUACCUUGGGACCUAAUCAAAAGUCUCCUCCAGUUCUGGAUAUGGCUAUGGCAGAAGAUGAUGAAAUGGUCUUGCAAGAGGUGAUAGUAGAACGCAACGAUAAAAGUGUGCCCACUGUAACCAGAUCAGAUAGUUUACAGAUUCCAGGAGCAUUUGCCUCUAGGAUUGGUGCAACGUCAGGUGCAAUGGGUAUGCUUCGAGGUUUAAGCCCCAAAAUUGCUCCUAAGUUUCCGAGAGAAAAAUUGAAAAGCAUGUUUAAGAAAAGAAAGCUUUCUUCAGCCUUUCCUUUCUAUAAGUUAAAAGGAGUUCAUUUUAGCAAAGACACAAAAGGUCACGACCACGAAUCAGUUCACGAGUCACUUUUAGACAUUAGUUAUCAAGAGCCCGUUGAAGUCGAGAUAACGUUGUCCACUCCUGAGCUUACAGAAACAGAAAAACUGACAGGAGUUCAUCCGUAUUACUUUACGCAACAAACGGUAACAGCAACAACCCAUAUGGCGACUGGUGGAGCGUUUACAGUUAAACAGCCAUCCCUUUUACGACAUGGAUCAGAGGAAGAUGAGAAGUAUGAAUCGUUGAAGAAAAUAUACAGAUCCAGCAGUUUGCCAAAUAUGUCACUCUCGGGUACAUAUGCACCAUACAUCCACGAUCCUAUCUUAACUUCAUCCUUAAAGAAGGUCUCAGAAGCUAUGAAAAAGAAAGAGAAGACCAAGAAAACGAAACGAAAAAGAAAAUCACCACCACCAUCAAAAGUAGACACAAAUGUAGAUAAACUGCAUAGUGAUACUGAUAUUCCAGACAAUUCUAAAUUAGCGACAGAUGUAGAAUCAAGAAGGAAUACUUUACCGCAAAUAACGUUAACAAAGUGCGGCCAAAAAGUAUCAGUAAAUCUAGCAACGUCAACGAACAAUUUAGGACAUUCCAGUAGCAGAAGUUCUGGUUCAGGAAUGGUUGUUGAAACGAAAGAUCAGGAUGGUGAAACUAAAUGUCAGAAUGCUUCAUCCAGGACUUCAUCUAAGUCAGGUGCAUCGACAUCGAAGGACAAACCACAAAAAACUAUAGAGCCACAUUCCACACCUGAUAAAACUGUUAAAGCCCUCGAAUCAACCAAACCUCCUGCUGUCACGAAACCACUUCUAGAAGAAGCUAAACGUAAAUCGCGUUUGAAAAAAUCACCUCCUCCAAAGCGGCCAGAGACUCUUUUGUUUGACACUAAAUCAACUUCCAAGCCAACUAAAAAAAUAGCCGGCAUAGCACUCAAGAGCUCACCUUCCUUUUCCGGAGAAUCCGAAAGCGUUCCUUCAAGUCCAACUUCAGACAUUCCCAGUCCAACAGCUGCAGGAUCUAAACCAUCAUUUUCUAGAAUUCCGCAAGAAAGAGUCUCAUCUUCGAACAGUCCGAAACGUUCGCCAGUGAAAGAAACUAAACAGUUACCAGCUCAAUUUUCAACUGUUCGAGCAGAUACGACAAUUACCAUUUCUGAUUUUCCAGAAGACCCACAUUUAGAAGAAGAACAAGAGAUUAACAAGUCGGCUCCUCCGCCAGAACCUCCCCAACGUCACGUUUCUCGGACAACAGGAAAAAUUAAAAAAUGAUCACAAAAGUGAGAAUGAGUAAAUUACUGGGAAAAUAUAACAAGUACGAGAAUUGUAUUCGUGCACAUGGCCAGAUGCUCUACAUGUCCAAUGGAGAAACAAAUGUAUACAGAAAGCAGUGAUGAGGACCAAAAGAAAUACUCUAAUUUUGAGGCUUCAAAUGAAUUAAUUUUUUGGAUUUAACAUUUUAAUCCAAAUGAACUCCAACGCCGUUUUAGGCAUUCUUGGAAACAUUUUUCAGAACGACAUCCGUCCAUGGGAGCAAAAAUCAUUCGUAUUGAUGGCAAUGGAGAAUUUUACUGAGAUGUAAAAUAUUUCACUUGAAGAAAUGUCUUUCUAAUCAACAAUUGAUGUAAUGCUUUUCAUGCAAAAGCAUUCAAGUUGACAUAAAAGCAUUAUGAAACACCCCCAAAUAUGGCAUGCAUUGCUCAUACUUUGAUGAAAUUCAGGGAUUUGAUUCAUUCCUUGUGUCCACUUAGAUGUUAUAUUAGUUCAUGAUGGAACAUGACAUUUAACAAUUAAGAACAAUUAAUCUUAGAUCUCAAUUGAAAUGUUGAUUCUCUUGAAUCAUGGGAAGUUCUUGGGUUUGUUGUUGAAAAGAUAUCUUCCAUUAUAAUCAUCAUAUCACAUAUUUAUUUUUCUUUUGUAACUGAUAAUUUUAGAACAUUUUAAAAGUUACUGAUUGUAUUGAAAUAUGUUAUGAUCAUCAGUGGCUAAAAUACAUUUGAAAAAUAAUCAAAUA
This is a messenger RNA of Uloborus diversus, 3697 nucleotides long. Its product is annotated as bestrophin-3-like. NCBI's taxonomy places the organism in Eukaryota, Metazoa, Arthropoda, Arachnida, Araneae, Uloboridae. The coding region runs from base 1 to 2955 and encodes 984 amino acids. Gene Ontology annotation, molecular function: chloride channel activity. The record is from RefSeq and is a predicted model, not a curated record. The transcript has 10 exons.